AUGACAGUCUUAAGUACUGGCAGAGGCAUUCAAGUGCUAAUACCAAGUGCUGAUCACACGUUCAAGCUUAACGUGCAGGCCCUGGAGAAACUCCUGCUCAGUGAUGAAGUGAAGGACCUCCCGGCCGUGGUGAUAUCCGUCGCGGGGGCGUUCCGCAAGGGGAAGUCGUUUCUGCUCAGUUUUAUCCUGCGAUAUUUGCACCAAAGAUAUAAUUUAAAAGUAACCGGCGGUGACUGGCUGGGGAGUCCCGAAGAACCCCUGGAGGGUUUCAGCUGGCGUGUUGGUUCUGAGCGUCAUACCACAGGGCUGCUUUUCUGGUCACAACCCUUUAUAGCCAAACUGGAGAACGGAGACAAGGUAGUGAUAUAUUUGAUGGACACACAAGGCACAUUCGACAGCGAGUCGACGUUGAAAGACAACGCCACGGUGUUCGCGCUAUCAGCAAUGUUAUCUUCCGUUCAGAUAUACAACGUCUCCCAACAAAUCGGAGAAGAUUAUUUGCAGUAUCUGCAGAUUUUUACAGAAUACGGACGACUGGCGCUUGAAAGUAAUACUGGGAAGCCGUUCCAGCGUCUUCAAUUUCUUGUCCGGGAUUGGUCUUUCCCGUAUGAUUACGCGUACGGCGCGGAGGGAGGCCAACGACUGCUGAAGAGGCUCCUUUCAAUUCACGAAAAUCAACAUCCUCAACUACAGUCUAUAAGGAGGCACGUUACUAGCUGUUUUGAGGAACUCAAAUGCUUUCUGAUGCCAUAUCCCGGAACCACCGUCGCUACUGAUCCAAACUUUAAAGGAAAACUUUCUGACAUCAACAAAGAAUUUAAGCAGUAUCUCGAAGAAUUCGUACCAAUGUUGGUCGCUCCCGAAAAUUUAAUUGUUAAAAAGAUCGCGGGAGAAACGGUGAAAGCGAAAGGCCUGUUGAUCUAUAUGCAGUCUUAUAUGAAUAGAUUCAGCGGGUCGACUUUGCCCGAACCUAAAACCAUGUUCCAGGCUACAGUAGAAGCCAACAACCUCUUAGCAGUAGCAGAAGCAAAGGAAAUGUACGAGACGCUGAUGGAAGAGGUGGCUGGUGGAUCGAAGCCCUACUUACAGCCCGUGUUACUGCAGAAGAAGCAUCGUCACGCGAGAGAUAGGGCUCUGCAAAUCUUUGACUCGAAAAAUAAAAUGGGUGGCGAUGAGUUCAGUGCGAGCUACAGGCAAAAGUUGAGAAAGGAGCUAGACGAGCAGUUUGAGCAGUACCGGCGGCACAAUGACAGCAAGAACGUGCUGCGGCGGUUGGGCACGGCGCUGGUGUUGCUAGCGCUGACGUUCGCCGCCUGGAUGCUGGUGGUUAUCUCGGAUAUACUGGACUUCACCGUGCUCAGCCUGCUGGCCAGCCUCCUCGCAUAUGGAGCCAUCGCUUUAUUACUAUUUUGGGCUUAUUCCAGAGUGACGGGCAACUUUGGAGAAUGGGCUCAGAUAUUGGACGAAAAAGCGGCAAUGAUUAUGAACAUGGUAAUCCCGCCACCGCUGCAGAUGGCCACGUCGGCGAUCAGCUACGCCGCAAUCAAAAAGGAAGCGUAGCGUUAAACCACAAUCUUUCAUUUCAAGUUGUCACUUGUUAUGCUGUACUUAAAAGUACCCAACGAUUUCAUGACAGUUUUUGCCCAAAAAUAUCUUAAUAACUACAGAAAAAUUGUAUUUAGUCUCGAUCAAAAACUAUUUUGUGUAUAAUUAUUAAGAUUAAAUAAUAUGUAUUAAUUAGCACUACACAUUAAAAUAUUUUUGAUUCCUUAUUUAG
Molecule: messenger RNA, 1777 nt
Organism: Melitaea cinxia (Glanville fritillary)
Lineage: Eukaryota; Metazoa; Arthropoda; Insecta; Lepidoptera; Nymphalidae
Product: atlastin-like
Exons: 10
Coding region: 1-1560 (519 amino acids)
Biological process (GO): protein homooligomerization; endoplasmic reticulum organization
Molecular function (GO): GTP binding; GTPase activity
Source: RefSeq, a predicted model, not a curated record